Messenger RNA from Rubroshorea leprosula, 1149 nucleotides. Lineage: Eukaryota; Viridiplantae; Streptophyta; Magnoliopsida; Malvales; Dipterocarpaceae. The record is from the annotation of a GenBank genome assembly.
AACUCGUGCUCGGAUGGGAUAUUUGCAUCUCGACAGGUCGUGCUCGAUAACUCAUGAUAGGCAAGUUGUGCUAGGCAGCUUGUGCUAUACAGCUCAUGCUCAGCAGCUCAAAAGAUCUUGCCCAAGGACUUCACAACUCGUUAUUGUCGAACUUCCAUGAGGCUACUCGUGGCGGUGUUUGUAUCUUUGCAGCUCAUGCUCGAGCAGGAUGUAGCUUGUGCUCUACAUCUUUCAGCUCGACCUCGGGUAGGAUGCUUGUAGCUUGUUAUUACCAAGCUCCCACGAGGUUGCUCGGGGCUACGGGUAGAUGCUAUCUUCCUUCCACAAAUGGGGAACCGGAGGCUGCUGGCUCAUCAGAGCAAUACAGUAUGUCCGAGGUUAAGAACCUCGGACCUAUCCUUACAAUGAGAUUGCUGGCUUCUCAAAGCAGCAUGCGUGUUCUUGGUAGUGGUUUAAUUGUCAUCCUGAAGGGUGGUGUAUGGGCUAACCAUCAUCAUAUUUUGUUGAUUGCUCUCGUCUUCUUCAAUAAGCUUCAUUACAAAUUUGCUCGGUGCAUGCCGUCGAGCUGGGAGACUGCUUUGCUGCUACCGAGCUGGGCUACUCUGCUACUGUUGAGUUGGACUGCCUUGCUUUUAUCGAGUUGGAGUACUGCUUUGAGUUUUGCCACUGCUGAGCUGGACUACUUUGUUGCUGCCGAGCUGUAGAGCUGGGAGAAUGCUUGUCACUGCCGAGCUGCCAAACUAGGAGAAUGCUUGUUGCUGUUAAGUUGGGCGACUACUUUGUUGCUACCAAGCUAGGAGAAUGCUUGUUGUUGCUGAGUUGGGCAACUGUUUUGCCACCAUUAUUAACCUCAAGCUCAUCUUGUCUCUUUUAGAAUGCCUUUUUUUUUUACUGCUUUGAGUUGCCUUAUGUUGUGCUUUACUAACACCUUUUUUCCUUCUUGAAUAUUCAUGGCUGACAUUGCACCAUGCGUGCCUUUGAUUUCAUUAAAUAAAAGCUCGAUAGUUGUGCAAAGUUACUCCCUUGUUUAUCUUCUUGUGAAAGCUUCUCUUCUUCUUUAUAAGCAAAUAAACCCCAUUUUGUAAACUCAUUAGAUCUACUUUGUGAAAGCUUUUCUUUUUCAUAGUCGAAUAAACUCAUUCUAUAAAU